AUGUCUUGGAACCGUCUUGUCCGCUUCGUUGAUGACAACGAUGUCGAGCAUUUUGGCGAGCCAGAGAUCCAGAAUGAGACGGAACUGACGGAGCGACUGGACAAGAAUGACUUGUGGGCCGUGGUCUUCGAUGGCGCAAGUCCCGUCUCAACCCUGACCAAGGGCGAACGCGUGCACGUCAAGGCCCUGCGACCCCUCCUAGCACCGAAGGAUGUUCCAAUUGUUCGGUGCAUUGGUCUGAACUAUGUCAAGCACAUUAAGGAAGGCGGCCGAACACCGCCACCAUACCCGUCCGUGUUCAUCAAGCCGGCGACCUCUGUCGCCGCAUGGAAUGAGGAUGUCCCAAUUCCAAAGGUCGCUCAGGACGGUACGGUGGACUACGAAGGCGAGUUGGCCUUUGUGAUCGGAAAGGACGCCAAGAACGUCCCCAAAGAGAAGGCUCUCGAGUACGUCGCUGGCUACCUCACCUCAAAUGACGUUUCAGCAAGGGCAUGGCAAAGAGACCCCGCCAAGGCCGGCGGUGUACCCCAGUGGUGCUUCAGCAAGGGUUUCGACAAGUUCGCCCCGCUGAGCCCGAUGCUCGUCUCUCCGGCGGUUGUUGGCAACGCAAGCGACCUUCUUCUGCAGACAUUUGUCAACGGUGAAGAGAGACAACAUGAGAGCACAGGCGACCUGCUCUUCGGCGUCGAGGAGAUUGUCAGCUUCUGCAGCCAGGGCACAACGUUGACGGCCGGAACCGUGAUCCUCACGGGAACGCCGUCGGGAGUUGCUAUGGGUAUGAAGCCGCCCAAGUAUCUGAACGAUGGCGACGUCGUUGAGGUCAGGAUAAGCAAGUUGGGUGGUGUGAAGAACAAGAUGGUGUUUGAGUAA
Colletotrichum chrysophilum is the source of this 870-nucleotide messenger RNA. RefSeq lists its product as uncharacterized. NCBI's taxonomy places the organism in Eukaryota, Fungi, Ascomycota, Sordariomycetes, Glomerellales, Glomerellaceae. The record is from RefSeq and is a predicted model, not a curated record. Gene Ontology annotation, molecular function: catalytic activity. The transcript is spliced from 3 exons. Bases 1 to 870 code for a protein of 289 amino acids.